UGCCGGGAGAGCCGAGUGCCCGGCUGCGGGAGGAGCCGCGGCCCGGCAGGACGGGCGGAGGGAGGCCGGAGCCGGGCCAGGGGUCGAGGGCUGCCCAGGCCGUACGUUGCCGGCCUCUCCCCGACCUCACCUCGCCUUGUCUCGCCGCCAGCCCGGCCCCGUCCCGCGAUGGAGCGGCGGGACCCCUGGGGAGCCGCCGUCUCCUCCCGCCAGUGAGCCGCUCCCCACUUUCCCCGGGCCUCGUUCCCCCGUCGGGGGUCGAGUUUAUCCCUGCGCUCCUCGGGGCGGUCGGUGAGUCGGCGGCGGCGCCCCCGAUCCUCGGGUGUCUUCGUCCCGCCCCCACACUCCCCCCUCCCCGCCCGUCGGGCCGGUGGCGGCAGCCAGGAAAUGGUCCGGGCCUAGCGGAGCGGUGAACGGAGCAACAUGAACCGUGAAGACCGGAAUGUGCUGCGUAUGAAAGAAAGGGAAAGGCGAAACCAAGAAAUUCAGCAGGGUGAAGAAGCCUUUCCACCUAACUCUCCUCUCUUUGCUGAACCCUACAAAGUUACCAGCAAAGAAGACAAACUGUCCAGUCGUAUCCAGAGCAUGCUUGGUAACUAUGAUGAGAUGACGGAUCUCAUAGGAGACAGAUCGCUCCAGAAGCUCGUUGCAAUUCCCAAACCGACCGUCCCGUCAGCGCCAGAUGAAAAACCCAACCAAAGUUUCUUUGGUGACCAGAGACACACCACCAGCUCCCACCAGAGCAGCAAAUGGACUCCUGUAGGCCCAGCACCCAGCACUUCCUCACAGUCUCAGAAACGGUCCUCGGGUUUACAGAGCGGGCACAGCAGCCAGCGUGGCAGUGGCAAUAACCCUGGCAGCGGUGGCCAGAGGCACGAGCGUGACUCCUACAGUAGCAGCAGCCGCAAAAAAAGCCAGCAUGGGUCUGAACACUCCAAACCCCGUUCUUCCAGCCCUGGAAAACCAUCUACUGUUUCUUCAUUGAGCUCCAGCCAUUCAAGGUCUCAUGGAACUGAUCACCACAGCAAAGAACAUCAACGCUCAAAAUCUCCCCGGGAUCCCGAUGCCAACUGGGACUCUCCCUCCCGCGUACCCUCCUUUUCAAGUGGACAACACUCUAAUCAGUCUUUUCCACCUUCACUAAUGUCCAAAUCCAGUUCUAUGUUGCAGAAACCCACUGCAUAUGUGAGGCCAAUGGAUGGACAGGAAUCCAUGGAACCAAAGUUAUCCUCUGAACACUACAGCAGCCAGACACACAGCAGCAGCGUCAAUGAGCUGAAGCCCAGCAGCAAAGCACACCUAACCAAGCUGAAAAUCCCUUCUCAGCCACUGGAUGCAUCGGCGUCUGGGGACGUGAGCUGUGUGGAUGAAAUUCUCAAAGAGAUGACCCAUUCCUGGCCUCCUCCACUGACUGCUAUCCAUACCCCAUGCAAAACGGAACCAUCAAAAUUUCCUUUCCCAACAAAGGAGUCUCAACAGUCCAGUUUUGGCACUGGAGAACAGAAACGAUACAAUCCUUCAUCAAAAACAUCCAAUGGUCACCAGUCCAAAUCAUGUGAACCAAACCAGACAGAUAUGUUGAAAGAUGACUUAAAACUUAGCAGUAGUGAAGACAGUGAUGGAGAGCAGGACUGCGAUAAGACAGUGCCAAGGAGCACACCUGGAAGUAAUUCUGAACCUUCACAGCAUAACAGUGAAGGAGCAGAUAAUUCAAGGGAUGACUCGAGCAGCCACAGUGGGUCUGAGAGCAGUUCAGGAUCUGACUCUGAAAGUGAAAGCAGUUCCAGUGACAGUGAAGCUAAUGAACCAUCACAGAGUGCAUCCCCCGAGCCAGAGCCACCACCAACAAACAAGUGGCAGCUGGAUAACUGGUUGAAUAAAGUGAACUCACAUAAAGUGUCACCAGCUUCUUCUGUGGACAGCAAUAUUCCAUCUUCCCAAGGCUACAAAAAAGAGGGCAGGGAUCAGGGGACAGGGAGUGGAUACACUGAUCAAAGUGGAUCCAAGGAUUCCAUUUCUUCGACACCGGGGCGAGAUUCCAAACCCACCCAGAAGGGCUCGGAGAGCAGCCGCGGCAGGCAGAAAUCACCUGCCCAGAGUGACAGCUCAACACAGAGGAGGACUGUAGGUAAAAAGCAGCCCAAGAAAGCAGAAAAGACAUCUGUUGAAGAGCCUAGAGGGGGUCUUAAAAUAGAAAGUGAAACCCCAGUAGACAUGGCAACAAAUAUACCCUCAAACAGGCAUAAGGCAGCCACAAAAGGCUCCAGAAAACCCAAUAUAAAGAAAGAGCCCAAAUCUUCCCCUCGGCCUACGACGGAGAAAAAGAAAUACAAAGCUUCAAGCAAAACUGCCCAGAAAUCCAGGGAAUUCAUAGAAACAGAUACCUCAUCCUCUGAUUCAGAUGAAAACGAGAGCCUGCCUCCUUCGUCACAGACACCUAAAUACUCUGAGAGCAAUAGGACUCCUGUUAAAUCUUCCAUGGAGGAGGAUGACAGCUUUUCUUUUCGGCAAAGAAUGUUCUCUCCUAUGGAAGAGAAAGAGCUUCUUUCACCACUCAGUGAUCCUGAUGAAAGGUACCCACUUAUUGUGAAGAUUGACCUGAGCCUCUUAUCAAGAAUACCAGGGAAGCCUUACAAGGAUGCUGAUGCACCCAAAGUGGAGAAGAAAAACGUGCCCGAGAAGCACGCCAGAGAAUCCCAGAAGCAGCCGUCUGACAAAAGUGCCACAAAAGGCAAAAGGAAACACAAGCAGAAUGAGGAUGAAAACAGAGCCAGUGAAAGCAAGAAAACGAAACUGGAAGAAAAAGCUCCAUCAGGACACAAGACUUCUAGCAGUAGGGAGUCUUCAAAGCCAAGUGGUGUUAAAGAGAAGGAUUUGCUGCCCUCUCCUGCUGCCCCGGUCCUGCAGAAAGACCCCAAACAAGAACAUGGCUCACGGAAGAGGACAGUCAGUCAGUCAUCAUCCUUAAAAUCCAGCAGCAACCCCAGCAAGGAGAGCAGCAGUAAAAGCAGCUCAUCUUCUAAACAGAAGAAGACAGAGGGGAAGAGUUCUAGCAGUGCUAAGGAAACUAAGGAAAAGAUUCUGAACAAUUCAUCCAGCUGCCCUCCAGUGUCCGCUCCACCUACAGAAAGCUCCAAGUCAAGAAGAGCAAAACUUGUUUUUGAUGAUAGGACUUACUCAGCUGAUCAUUAUUUACAGGAAGCAAAGAAGUUGAAACAUAAUGCAGAUGCUUUGUCUGACAGGUUUGAGAAGGCUGUGUACUACCUAGAUGCUGUGGUGUCGUUCAUCGAGUGCGGGAAUGCAUUGGAGAAAAAUGCUCAGGAAUCCAAGUCCCCGUUCCCUAUGUAUUCAGAAACUGUGGAAUUAAUCAAAUACACUAUGAAACUGAAGAAUUACUUGGCACCAGAUGCUACGGCUGCAGAUAAAAGGCUAGCAGUGCUUUGUCUGCGGUGCCAGUCUCUGCUCUACCUAAGGCUUUUCAAACUGAAAAAGGAAAGUGCAUUGAAGUAUUCUAAAACUCUGACUGAACACCUAAAGAAUUCCUUCAACAAUUCUCAAGCGCCAUCACCUGGCAUGGGAAGCAAGCCUGUCGGGAUGCCGUCUCCAGUCUCUCCAAAGCUGUCUCCAGGGAAUUCAGGAAAUUACUCUUCUGGGGCAGCCAACCCUUCAGGGAGUGGGUCUUCAGUGACGAUCCCCCAGAGGAUCCAUCAGAUGGCAGCCAGCUACGUCCAAGUUACGUCCAACUUCCUCUAUGCCACUGAAAUUUGGGACCAAGCCGAACAGCUGUCUAAAGAACAGAAAGAGUAAUUCCACGACUUGUUUGGAUGAGAGUAAGUGGGAACCUCCUCUCCCACCCUGUAAGAUCAGCCUGCCCAUGGAUGAAGCUUGGUUACCGGCAGAGCAUUGUGAUGCACUCGCUGUUGUCCCUGCAGGAGGCUCCCACGGGUCGCAGCGAGACUCCUCUCCAGAAGGGAGUCAUCCUCUUCUGUCUGAUGAGGUGAGGCUGUCGGUGGUGCAGGGAAGCACAGUGUGUCUGAAACAGAGGGUGAUGUGGAUGUCACAACAGCAGGCAGCUAUAGGCACCUGCUCAUUCUGCUGCUGAGGUCAAUAGGCUUGGUUUAAAGUGAAGAACUUGAAAUCUGUCUUAUUUUCUGCUGGUAGCAUGCUCUGUUAAAUGCCUUUUAUGCUAGGGUUGAAACUGGAUGAUCUUUAAGGUCCUUUCCAACCCAAGCCAUUCUAUGAAUAUGAAAAAUUAACUGUAUUGUCUAAUCUUUUGAGGAGGGAAGGUAGCAUGGCAUGCUCAAGUUACCUCUUAUAGAAUCACAAAAGCAUUUUGGUUGGAAAACAGCUUUAAGAUCACUGAGCUCAAUCACUGAAAUGCAAACAAGAAUAACCCAGUCUUCACCAGGCACUUACUCCACUCUCUUACGGUGUAGAACCCUCUAAAAGAGCUCUACUGUCUCCUAAUUCUUGCCAGUUACUCUGAUCCCUGCAAAUCUAGCAAGGUUUAUUAGUUACAUUUACCAGAGGGAGCAGUGAAAUGAAUUAGCUGACUGACCGUUGGAAUCAGCAUUUGAAUCAUUCUCUUUACCUGGCUGAGCAGCAGUGAGCAGAGCAAAAAGACCACCACCAUCCCUUUCCACCAGGGCAUCUUCACAGGGGAAGCUAUCACUUCAGCCACAGGACCAGCCAUGGGAGGAGGAGGAGGUAGGACGAGCCCUAGAUAGAACUUCCCAGGCUUCAGGGAGAUUUUUAUAGACUUCAUUCUCUUAUCAUUGCAUCACUCAUUACAGGAACAAAGUUCAUUUGGGAGCAUGAGGGAAUUACUAAGUUAGCAGCUGCUGAAGUGAUCUGGUUCAAGGCCUGUCUCUCUAGCUAAUGAUUUACUCCCCUCCACUUGUACUUUGUCUGGCCAGCUUUCCUCUUGCACCAGCUGUUCCAUUUGAUACCCCUCAACAGAUAUGUUUCCAGAACUCCACAGUCCAUCUGCAACCAAAAGCCAGCCCAAGGUGUCAUGGUACAGACCAAAAGCCAGACACGUCAUUUACCUCUUGUGGCACUCUUAUCAAGCUAAUUUGGAGCAGAGACUCCUGCUUUUGAUGCUGGUUCCCCCUCUCGGUACAUGAAAGAAUCACGAGGAAGCGGCUUACCCUUCCUUUCCACACCCGUGGCACUCACAAAGCAGGCCUAACACUUUCAGAUGGGUUUGGGAACGUGAAGAGGAUGUUCUGCAUGUUAAAUCACAGCCCUCUUCUGCCAAGGGUCCUGGUAUCUACUUAAAGGUCUGAAUCUGAUCCCUGAAGUAGAAGCAGCUGCUGAGAGGGUUUUCUGGAGCUGAGUUGCUCCAUGUGGCAGGAUGGCUUCCUCAGAUGAGCCAUCUUUGCCUCUGGGCCUUGCAGUGGAACUCAGGAUCAGCCAUCUGAAGGUGCCAGCAGCUCCCACUGGUAUGGAUGGGCAAUGUGUAAAGAGGAAUCUUCUUUCUUGCCGUUGUGAAAUGAGAUUGCAACAGCCUGGAGAAAAGGAUGUUUACAGCGAGCUGUGUGUGACCUCCUACCUUCUCUGUAAUCCUCUCCUUUUAUGAAUGCCUGCGAUUUCCAGUCUGCUGGUACUUGCUCCUCCUCCUCCUCUCUGAGAUUUCACACAUCUGGCUCUCACAUCUGUCCCUUGUCUGUCACAUCUGCCAGGUACAAGAAUUUUGUGGCUGCGGGGUAACAGCAAAACCCAAUUUAUUCCUGUCAAGCACAUGUGGGAAGUUUUCAGUCACUUGGAGAAGAUCCUGUACAAAACAGUAAGUCUGUUUUAAUUAAACUAUAAACACAAAUCUGGAUGUAAUUGGCCAUAAGUUUAUGUGAUUGCUUAAUGUGGAGGUACAAGUGCCAGCGUGGAAGGCAAGUUACCUUGAUUAAGAUAAUGCCCUGCUGUCAGGUUCCUGUGUACAGCACAGCCCAAACUGUUGGAUAUAGUGACACCAAACCUCACUGGGAUUAAAUAAAAACCCUUCCUGGCAUCUUGGCCACGGCCA
Molecule: messenger RNA, 6022 nt
Organism: Pogoniulus pusillus (Red-fronted tinkerbird)
Lineage: Eukaryota; Metazoa; Chordata; Aves; Piciformes; Lybiidae
Gene: AFF4
Product: ALF transcription elongation factor 4
Exons: 22
Coding region: 424-3807 (1127 amino acids)
Biological process (GO): regulation of gene expression
Cellular component (GO): nucleus; super elongation complex
Source: RefSeq, a predicted model, not a curated record